UCAUUCAUGUCAAAGGUCAACAAAUAAGAUGAUAUGAGUAACUUCAGGAAGCUUUCGUGAAUACGUCAUCAUAACAGUGACUUCCCCAAAGCUUCUAUAUAAAAGCCUAAACAGAUUGGGUACUACAGUAAGUGUCUAUGAAAGCAAGCAGUCAGCAUUAAUCAUGAAAUGGACAAAUCUUCACACAGGGUCUCUCUUCAUGCUACCUGCAGUGAUAUCCCUAUAUUGUUUACCUUACAUUGCUGAUGCAGGUUUAAUUCCGGUCGAUGCUCCUAGGAUUAUAAAAACAUCAAAGCACCAUUUAAAAUUGUCCUGCCGAGUGGAUCCCGGAUUACUCAAAGAUGAAACUCUUGUAUACUGGUUGGUCAACGAUUCCUUUGUCAAAACAGCGUUUCCAGGUGGAAGAGUGCAAGUAUCCAUAAAGGAAAGCACAAACUUUAUCCAGAGCGACCUAAUACUUCAAUCAUUUCAAGACAUCAAGGAGAACACAUUCACUUGUGUAGCCAUGAAUCCUGCUGGGAUGGAUACAAAAAAACUAUUUAAAAGAAACAAAAUUUUUUACAGUGCAUCAGGAAUGCCCACCAAACACCUGUCAGACAGCAUCUGUGCCGUGUGUGGUCAGCCCAUCCUUGUGGAUGUGAGUGAAGAGGGCAUCAUCGAAAACACUUACAGACUCUCCUGCAAUCAUGUAUGGGAGAGACCCCACGUCAUGUACGGGCAGCUUUUGGAUUGGCUACGCUACCUUGUGGCAUGGCAGCCGGUUAUAAUCGCACUGGUACAGGGCAUCAAGUACAUCCUGGGUUUGGAGUAACUACAGCGUAGUGUUGUUUUCGGCAGCCUGUUUUAAUUUUAGUUUUAGUCUAGUCUUUGUGUCAAGCUGUCAUUUUAGUUUUUAUUAGUUUUAGUCACGUUCAUACUCUUCUAGCCAACUAUGUGAGAAUAGAAAUAUGCUAUUGUUAACAUUUUGUAUUUUGCCAGCAGCACAAACUACAAUCAUACAAAUAUGCAAUUAUAUAGUUUAUAUUUCUGCAUCUGUACCUGUGUAGCUAAUGGACUUUGGACUUAAUCUAAUGUGACAAAGCUGAUCUUAAAUGUCAGUAUAAAUCCAAGCAAUUUUGGAGAAUUACUAAAUGUUUUUCCUGUAAGUAAAUUAAAAGUCAGCUUUAAGAAAACAGCAGAUGUCUAUUAAGAAAAGCAAAGUUGGUAUGUAUG
Molecule: messenger RNA, 1212 nt
Organism: Misgurnus anguillicaudatus (oriental weatherfish)
Lineage: Eukaryota; Metazoa; Chordata; Actinopteri; Cypriniformes; Cobitidae
Biological process (GO): ERAD pathway
Cellular component (GO): Golgi membrane; endoplasmic reticulum membrane
Molecular function (GO): metal ion binding; ubiquitin protein ligase activity
Source: RefSeq, a predicted model, not a curated record